AUGAAAAGACUCAUUAUCGCUGGUUCUCUUGCCGUGCUGCUGCUAGUUAUUUCAUGCGUCGUAGCUGUGAUCGUCAUGCUUAGGGAAGUCCACACACUUCAAACGGAGAUACAAGCUGGCAUGAAGGAUCUCAAGGUAACGGAUGAAAACUGGAAUCGUGUUGCUCUGGACCUUCUGCGUUCCAACGAACGUCGAGCAGUCUGUGACCAAGAUCAAUGCUGCAACAAAGAACAACCUGAGCCUCAAUAUCAAGAAGUGGAUGAUGAAAAAAAUGGACCAGCGAAACCUGAAUAUGAUCCCUACUGGUGA
Molecule: messenger RNA, 309 nt
Organism: Cylicostephanus goldi
Lineage: Eukaryota; Metazoa; Nematoda; Chromadorea; Rhabditida; Strongylidae
Source: the annotation of a GenBank genome assembly